Cetraspora pellucida is the source of this 431-nucleotide messenger RNA. NCBI's taxonomy places the organism in Eukaryota, Fungi, Glomeromycota, Glomeromycetes, Diversisporales, Gigasporaceae. The record is from the annotation of a GenBank genome assembly.
GUGCGUGUAAGAUGAUACUUGAACUUGAUAGCAAAAAGGAUUUUGAUGCCAAAAUGGCUAUAAUUGAUUUUCAGACUAAGAAGAUUUCAAUCGCUAACAUCAAGCCUGAGUUUCUUGUUGAGAUUCAAAAAUUUCCUUUUCCUAUACAAAAACUUAUUGCAGAAGAAGCAUAUGCCAUUUCAGAAAGAUUACAAGAAGGAAAAAAGAUGCCUAAUCUUAAAAUAGCCGAGUGUUCUUGUAAAUUCUUCGUCCAAUACAUGUUACCUUGUCAACAUAUCUUUCAUGAACAACUUUGUAGUAAUUCCAGUAUUCUGACAUCUGAGUUGGUGGAAGUGCCAUUAAUUCAACGAUCAGAUGCUGAAAAAAAUGCAGAAAAAACUAAGCAAAUUAUAAAUGAAUUGUUUGAAAGAACUAAAGAUCAAUAUUAUUGA